UCACAUAAGUCUAUAAGAAAAAUACAAUUUGCCAACUCUCUUUAAUUUUUUCUACAACCUUCUUGAGUUCUUCAUCUUCUAUCCAUACCGUUUCAUCAAAUACAAAUAUAAAUAAUUAAACACCAAAUAAAACCUCCCAUUUCCAACUAGUACUAGUAUUACAUCAUGAGCUGGUGGUGGGCUGGAGCUAUCGGAGCAGCCAAGAAAAAACUAGAUGAGGAUGAAGCCCCACCUAGAUACCAAAGCGUUGCCUUAAUUAUUGGAGUUACCGGAAUAGUCGGCAACAGCCUCGCCGAAAUCCUCCCACUCUCCGACACCCCCGGCGGUCCAUGGAAGGUCUACGGCGUCGCCCGCCGUCCCCGUCCAGAAUGGAACGCCGACCACCCUGUCGAAUACAUCCAGUGCGACAUCUCCGAUCCAAACGAAACCAAAGUAAAACUUAGCAAUCUUGAUGAUGUCACCCAUCUGUUCUACGUCACUUGGGCCAACCGUAACACUGAAUCCGAAAACUGCGAAAUAAACGGAACCAUGUUUAAGAAUGUUCUUGAUGUCGUCAUUCCUAAUUGUCCCAACUUACAACAUGUUUCGUUGCAAACUGGCCGAAAACAUUAUUUAGGCCCGUUUGAAGUGUAUGGAAAAGUGGCCCAUGAUCCACCUUUCCAUGAAGAUUUGCCUAGGCUUGAUGUGCCUAACUUUUAUUAUACCUUAGAAGAUAUUUUAUUUGAAAGUAUUAAGCAAAAAGAAGGGUUAACUUGGUCUGUUCAUAGGCCCGGGACAAUCUUUGGGUUUUCGCCUUAUAGUAUGAUGAAUAUAGUUGGCGCCUUAUGUGUUUACGCGACUAUUUGUAAACACCAAGGGGUGCCUUUUAAGUUUCCCGGGACAAAAGAAGCUUGGGAUUAUUAUUCUGAUGUUUCGGAUGCUGAUUUGAUAGCUGAACAACAUAUUUGGGCCGCGGUUGAGCCUUACGCGAAGAAUGAAGCGUUUAACAUAAGUAAUGGAGACAUUUUUAAGUGGAAGCAUUUUUGGAAAGUGUUGGCUGAACAGUUUGAAGUCGAGAACGGCGGGUUCGAUGAAAGCUGGGGGGAAAUGAGUAUGGUGGAGAUGAUGAAGGAUAAAGGGAGUGUUUGGGAUGAGAUUGUGAGGGAAAAGGGAUUGUUGGUUACUAAAUUGGAAGAUGUUGCACCAUGGUGGUUUGUGGAUAUGAUCCUUAAGAGUGAAUGUAUGUUAGAUACUAUGAAUAAGAGUAAAGAACAUGGGUUUUUGGGGUUUAGGAAUUCUAAAAAGUCUUUGAUAUCUUGGAUUGAUAAAAUGAAAGGCUACAAAAUUGUUCCUUAAUUAAUUGUAAUGUUCUUGUUGUUUAAUGAUUUUAUGUUUCAUGUCCAAAAAGAUGUUUAGAUGAUUUUAUGAUAUGAAGCUGUAUGUGUAAGAUGAAUGAAUAAAUGAGUUUCAAUUAUUUUUGUUACUAAGGUAA
Messenger RNA from Erigeron canadensis, 1471 nucleotides. Its product is annotated as (S)-8-oxocitronellyl enol synthase ISY1-like. The transcript has 2 exons. The coding region runs from base 166 to 1335 and encodes 389 amino acids. The record is from RefSeq and is a predicted model, not a curated record. Lineage: Eukaryota; Viridiplantae; Streptophyta; Magnoliopsida; Asterales; Asteraceae.